Molecule: messenger RNA, 2601 nt
Organism: Podarcis raffonei (Aeolian wall lizard)
Lineage: Eukaryota; Metazoa; Chordata; Lepidosauria; Squamata; Lacertidae
Gene: PRR13
Product: proline rich 13
Exons: 4
Coding region: 121-594 (157 amino acids)
Cellular component (GO): nucleoplasm
Source: RefSeq, a predicted model, not a curated record
CAGGAAGGCUUCCAGGAAGUAGCUGCUGCGGCUGCAGAACUUGGAAGGGAGUGAGGGCAGAAGGCGGAGAGAGGUUGCAAAGGUGAAGGAAGGUGACACAUUCUCCUCUCCUUGAGAACCAUGUGGGACCCCAAUUCAGGCCAGCCAGGUGCCUACCCAGGAGCUGCCUAUCCUCCCAACCCAUCAUAUCCAGCGGGCUUCAACCCUGCCCACCCCCCUCCUGUGAAUCCUGCCUUUCCCCCAGGUCCAGUACCUGUUGGCCCAUAUCCUGGGCCCCCAGCAGGGAUCCCCGGGCAACCUGCAUACCCACCAGGUCAUUCUAUCCUGCCCCCGUAUUCUGGACACCAACCUGGUUACCCUGUCCCCCCUGGCGGUCCUUACCCCCCACCUGCCCCAGGUAUGCCUGGAGGGAUGGGGGUGAAUCCUUUGCUGCCGGGGGCUGUUGCCAUGGGGACCCAUGGGAUGGAUAAGAAGGCAGCGAAGAAGAUGAAGAAGAAGAUGAAGAAGGCGCACAAGAUGAACAAGCCACACAAGCACCACAAGAUGCAUGGGAAGCAUUCCUCCUCCUCUUCCAGCAGCAGCGACUCCGACUGAAGCCUGUUCCUACCUUCCAGACCUAUCCUCUUUCCGCAAACGCUGAUCCUUGCGCCAGUCUUCCUGCUUCCAACAAGCGCUGAUCUACUUAACUGUCACCAGAUAACAAUGAGGACUGCUUGUGGGUCACCCAUUAUUUACAGGGUUUGGCCAAAGUUUAUCCCAACGGCAUGCACAACCUCCUGCAAAGUCUGAUGGGAACUCUGGUGCUGAUGAUUUAAGCAGGGUUGGUGGGAUCAGCAAAUGAGUUUUAAGAAAGUCAGAAUGUGAGGCCACCAAUUGGCUUAAGUAAAGUUCAUCUGCAAAUGUGUGGCAGCUUUUGCUCUUCUGAAAUGUAGGCUGUUCAAAAUGGCAGCCAAUCAGGUUGUUUCUCGGCACCCUGAAGCUUUCUGAUUGGCUUCCUCAGGCAGUUGGGGUCCAACUGAAUGGAUAAGAUGUGCUUUAAGUGACAAACAAGCGGACCUUCAGAUGGCGUUGUACUAGACCUCCCAUCAUCCCUUAUCAUUGCCCAUGCUGGCUGGGACUGAUGGGAAUGGUAGUUGCAACAACAUCUAGAUCAGGGUUUCGCAAACUUGGGUCUCCAGCUGUUUUUGGACUACAGUUCCCAUCCCACUUGUCCUGCUAGCUAGGGAUGAUGGGAGUUGCAGUCCAAAAACAGCUGGAGAACCAUGUUUGGGAAACCCUGAUCUAGAGUGUCAAAGCAUAGCCACCCUUACUUUAGGCUGAGGUUUGAACGGGAGGUGAUGGAUCCAAAUAGGCCCAAGAAUUUCAAAAAAUGGCUCCUGCUCCUCAAUAUGAUCGUCUUUCCUGUGCUACCUGGGGAAAUGGCAGAUAGAAGCGAAGAGAUUCGGAAAGUGUGUGUUGCUUAUUUAAUAUAAGGUUGAAUGAUAGGUUUCUUAAUAUUGCAGAUAAAAUGUGCUUGAUCAGGGAUGAUUAUGCUCCAUUGUGCAAACAUUUCAGUAGCUUUAUUACAUUAUUUCAGAGGCAUGAUUCAUUUUUUUAAUAUAACUGAGGAUGAAAAUCUUGUUAGGGGCGUGUUUCAGAAAGCUUAAAUACUAAACUUAAACAUGGGGAAAUAACACAUCGGUCGUUUACGUCAUGUUUAAUUGUAAUGCUAUAACCAUGGGCACAAUUUUUGGUGGAUUAAAGUGGGUAUCUGAUCCAAGAUGGCUGGAGUAUCUUAAUGAAUUGCCAAAAAACUAGGAUCGCACAUCCUCCCCUGUAAUGAUAGAAGGCUCUAAGCCGUUGCACUUGGAGGGAGCAUGUUCUCUUUUUAACUCACAAUUGCUCUUUUUCCCUGCAGAAAGGGGCUACUUAGGGAACAACCAGAUGUGCUGGGAGAAUAAAAGGAACAAGUUGCAGUUGACCAACCAGUUAAAAAGUGCAAAGAGAGUCUAAGCAAAAUGACUUCACACAGCUAUCCUUUAAAACUCUUCCUUGUUCUGACAAUUGUUAGUGUUUUAGUAUUUUGGUUUAAUAUGUAUUAAAUGCAUAUUAAAGGCCACCCUGGGAUCUUUGCAAGACGAGCGGGUUACAAAAGUUCCAAAUAAAUAAUUUUUAAAAAUAUCAUGGUGCAUGUUUUGAGAGUGUGCGGGAAAGCUUUGUGGAGUAUAAACAGCAAGUUUAAGCGUGUCAGGGAUUCUCCAGAUUGUUCGACAAAGAAAGGGGGAGCAUCGCUGUGCAAUAUCCAGUGCACAUUAGCAGAUCAUAAUUGUCAACAUGCUAAUUACUGUGUAUCGGGAUGAAUCAUCUUCUGCUUGUUUAUUUCCUUUUGACACUUUGCUAUUAUAAUUCAGCAGUUGAAUAACGGCAGUUACAAAAAUGACUAGGCUAAUCCUGGGCCUGAUCCUGUGCUGGUGUAAAGCAGAUACUGUUUUGUACAUUGACACAAUCUCCACACGUGGACCUUGCUGACAAACAACAACAUUUGUGGAUAAAAUGUACAUUUGCCUUGUGCCUUCCCCACGUCAGUCUCUUAAAACCGGUCCAAUAAAUGUAAAUGUCACC